Dendroctonus ponderosae (mountain pine beetle) is the source of this 4534-nucleotide messenger RNA. It is a transcript of the gene IA-2, whose product is annotated as receptor-type tyrosine-protein phosphatase N2. Gene Ontology annotation, cellular component: secretory granule. The transcript is spliced from 23 exons. Gene Ontology annotation, molecular function: protein tyrosine phosphatase activity. Gene Ontology annotation, biological process: protein dephosphorylation. Lineage: Eukaryota; Metazoa; Arthropoda; Insecta; Coleoptera; Curculionidae. The record is from RefSeq and is a predicted model, not a curated record. The coding region runs from base 411 to 3602 and encodes 1063 amino acids.
UCCCCAUCUAACCUCACUCCAGGCCGUCACUUCUGACAGUGCGGCUUCAAUGUUUGUUUGUCGAACUUAAAAGUCGUUUAUUUGCCGUUUUUUAAAUAACUUUCUUUGUGGGGGCCACGAAAAACAUGCCAGUGUAGUCGCCAUCUGUGGUUUCUGUGUGAAAAACCCCCCUAGAAGAGCUGCUGUUGCAAUGCACGGCACCAAACCGAAGGCCCAAAGCACGCCAAAUCGUGAGCCCCACUGCCGCAGAAGCGUCAGAGACUACAGGGACGAGAACAUGAGCCCCGUGCCGUUGAUGGAGAGUGCGCUUCCUUCUGACCGUUCACCGAACCUGCGCGAGUUGUCCGGAUCCCCAAGGGCAAGGUUGCAUCGCCAAGGUGAGACUCCUGAGGGCUCAGAAUCGGGUUCCGAUGACUCCGAUCAGUGUGAAGAACCAGAUCAGGAGCCGCGCAGAAGAUCUGAGUAUGCUCAGGUCGCUUCGCGACCCCGUCAGCCCUCCGUACAGCCUGCAAAAGCUGUUUCUUUGCGACCACGUCAGCCCUCCGUACAGCCUGCCAAAGCUGUUUCUUCACAGGGAUGCUUUUGGCUUGUGCUCGGCCAUGCCGUGGCCAGGGCCACAACUACGAUUGAUUUUGCUGCCACUUAUUCUGGCCGUGCUGCGACCUCCCGAGGUCGCCUCCAAAGGCAACGUUGGCUGUCUCUUCAGCGAACUCAACUGCAAAGAAGAGGAGGAAUGGUGCUACAAUGACCGCGCCUUCGGGCAGUGCCUGUCCUUGUAUGACGGGUUUGAAGAGGAGGAUCUUUACAGGUUCAGCCUCUCGAAGCAAGAGCUGCACGAUCUGAGCAAGGAGCUGCGCAGACUUUUUGCGCUCGGGUAUCGUUGGGGCCACGCCUACACUCAAUGUCGCCUCAAAGGGAUGCUCUACGCCCUCAAAACCGGCACGGAAUUCGACCCGAUCACCUGCUUCAAGGACUCGGACAACGACCUGGAGGGGGCGCUGCGCGCCCUUGAAAGUUUCGACCAGCCGGAUCCGCGCGAGCUGGCCAUCAUCAGGUACACGCCCAGUUCGGCCAAUGGCGAUCCGCAAUUCGCCGACGAAAUCUACUACCCGCCCACCAGUGAGGAUCGCGAGCUCGAGGAGUUGAGGAGGAGGAUUCUGGGGCCGGAUGAAGGUGUCGACUUGGAUCUGCCCCCACCCGAGGUCCAGUAUGCGCUGCGCAAAAGGGCGUUGCCGCUGCCGAUGCGGCGCAGAUCGAUUGCGCCGUUUUUUGAUGGAAGAUAUGGAGUGCCGAAAUAUCGGCGCUCCGACCAGGAGGCGAAUCGGCCAGAGGCGCGCGAUCCGGAGGACGAGGUUUUUGCGCUCCUCAAAAUGCUGAACGACCUCCAAGUCUCCCCGCAGGACCUCAGAGCGUAUCUGAGCCCGGAAAACUAUGGAAAACUCUCCUCAAUUGCCAUCAACGAUCCGAAACUGGAGCAGCUCCAGUUCCUCCCGAACAAUGAGGGGAUUGAGGAGGAAAACGAACUGCCAGACGCCCCCAAGCUCUACGGUUGGGCGCAGAAUCCGCUCGAUCUGCCCGAAACGCGCAUUUACGAAGAAGACGACGAAGUUCCGGAACCGGCCGAGUACGGCAGCGGGGCGCCAGCCGAGAUCUUCACCGAGCGCAAACUCGAGUUUCUCAACCCGAACGCGAACGAAGUUUUCCGAGAACUGAAGCAGAAGCAGCAAGAGGAGGACGACAGUUUCGAUCGCAAAUGGAAGCCGAUUUUGUACAGCGAAGGUGGCGCCGAACCCGAAAAUCUGGACCGACUCAGUGCGCCGUCCGAUUUGAAUCUGUGGGACCGUUACAGUAUGGGCUUCAAGCGGCCGGAGCGUCUCGACGUCAAAAAACCCGGCCCCCCCUUCGACCCCGCCAUCACCAAACCAGGGACGCACCCAAAAAACGACCUUCUCCCCUCCAUGAUCAAGAAGGAGCCGAGAGGCGCGAACCCGCUGGAGGGGGCGAGGAGUCGCGAGGUUGAGCACCGACAGCAGGAGGAGGAGGAGGCGGAGGAGGCCGGCCAGUACGUGCACGUGGAGUUUCGCAACGUUUUGCGCGAUUGGCGCCAAGGCAAGGACAUCAUCAGGAACAUUUCGAAUCUGCUGCGGAUGGAAGCGCGCGACUUUGUUGACGCCUCGGUCAAUAGCAAUUCGGUGUCGUUCCGAGUGGCGCCGACCAACAAUCGCGGAUACAACUCGACCGACGUUGCCAAACGCAUCGAUGCGAUGAAGCAGGACUUUGAAGCCACCAUUGGGUUGGAUGUCGUUUCGGUUGGCGUGGGGAAUAAGAUCCGCAUGCAGCACGUGCUCUUCACCCAAGUGAACCCCGACAAUCAGUUCAUCGUCGUCUCGCUGGUCUGCGGCAUUCUGGUGGCGCUCAUUGUGGCCACCAUCGUUCUCAUCCUGGUGCGGCGCCACGCCCGCUCCAAGGAAAAACUGCACGGCCUGAACCAGCCGGACAGCGAAGCCUCGAAGGACUACCAGGACUUGUGCAGGGCGCGCAUGGCCGUCAAAGGGCCGGGCACCGACGCCGCGCAUGACAAAGGUCGCAUCACCUCACUGUCCAGGGAGUCCGAGCAGAGUCCCUCGAGCCGAUCGAGCACGUCGUCCUGGAGCGAAGAGCCCGCGCUGCACAACAUGGACAUUUCCACUGGCCACAUGGUGCUCAGCUACAUGGAGGACCAUCUGAAGAACAAAGACCGUCUGGAUCGGGAGUGGGAGGCGCUGUGCGCCUACGUGGCUGAGCCGUGCGACACCUCGAUUGCGCUGAAGACACCCAACAGGGAGAUGAACCGGUACCCUGAGGUGGUGCCGUAUGAUCAUGCGCGCGUCGUGCUGAACGAGCUGUCCAAUGCGAGUGGGUGCGACUACAUCAACGCGUCCAGCAUCACGGAUCACGACCCCAGGAACCCGGCCUACAUAGCGACGCAGGGGGCGCUGCCGCACACUGCGCCCGCCUUCUGGCAGCUGAUUUGGGAGCAGGGCGCCGUGGUGAUCGUGAUGCUGAGCCGGCUGACGGAAGGGGGCGCCGCCAUGUGCCAUCGCUACUGGCCCGAGGAAGGCUCCGAACUCUACCACAUCUACGAGGUGCACCUGGUGAGCGAGCACAUCUGGUGCGACGACUAUCUAGUGCGCUCCUUCUACCUGAAGAACGUCAAAACGGGCGAAACGCGGACAGUCACCCAGUUCCAUUUCCUCUCCUGGCCGGAGGCCGGCGUGCCUGCAUCCACCAAGGCCCUGCUGGAGUUCAGACGAAAAGUGAACAAAUCGUAUCGGGGCCGGUCCUGUCCGAUUGUCGUCCAUUGCAGCGACGGCGCAGGCCGCACCGGCACUUACUGUCUGAUCGACAUGGUUCUGAGCCGAAUGGCGAAGGGGGCGAAGGAGAUUGACAUUGCGGCCACGCUGGAGCAUCUGAGGGAUCAGCGGCCCCGCAUGGUGGCCACCAAGCAGCAGUUCGAGUUCGUGCUUACCGCCGUGGCGGAAGAGGUGCACGCCAUCCUGAAGGCGCUGCCCCCCCAACCAUCCCCCCUGCCCCAGGCGACGCCGGAGAAACCCGAAAAAUAACCUCAAUAGAUCGCAGACCUGCAUAUUGAGGAAAUUCUCGAUUUGUUGGCGCAUUCGCCAAUUGGUCGAGGAUUUCGCACGACACUGGCACCAGUCCACGGCUUUCUACGAUCACUGAUUACGCAUGCGCAUCCAAGGGCCGUUCUGAGCGCGACCUAUUUUCGCCCAAUUUCAGUCCCUUUUACCUUCUGAUCCACAUAUCUAGUAGACUCUAUCAGGAUUCGCCACAAUCGGCAAAAACUAUCCGGAUAUUUUCCUUAAACCGAAAAAAAAACCCACAGAAGAUUGCUUUAUCUAGAUCUAGAAUCCAUGUUUCCUCUAUAUUCUAUAUAGAUAUAUAUAUAUAUAUAAAAAUAUAUGUAUAUUGAAUGUUAAAAAAUCAUCCACUCGAACCGAAAAAACCGGUCGUAUUUUUAAGCAUCUUCUUAAAAAUACGACAAGUUUCCGUGUGGCGUGUCUUUAAUCAUCCAGCCUCUUAAAAACACGUCACACCAACCCACCCAUUCUUCCCCCGUUCUUCUGUUCUCCCCUGACGUCACUAGACUGAUUUUCAUAUUUCCCGGGCUCUCCAACUGAUUGGAAUGGACGGCAACGUCGAAAGCCGGCAAGCGUUUCCAGACCUGCACCGUUGCCGGCUUGUCGACCGUUUUCCCGUGACGACUUUAGUACUUAAGCGAUGGGCGCUUGAGGUUUAAUUAAUUAAUGAAUUAAUUGAUUAACUACUAUAUGGGCGGUAUAAUUACAGAUGUUUUAAACUAUAGAAAAUCUAUUAACUAUUAUGAUAAUCAAGUAUAUUUUGUCAAAUUACCUAAUAAGUAUGAUGUUAAUGUUAUGAAAACUGCAUGAGCUGAUCAUCAGUGUACUGAUUCUAUCUGAAAUUAGAUUAGUGUAAUGUAUUUCUGUGUACGUAUACAGCACAUGAGUUGUUGUUA